This is a messenger RNA of Bombyx mandarina (wild silkworm), 1143 nucleotides long. RefSeq lists its product as uncharacterized. Gene Ontology annotation, biological process: positive regulation of MAPK cascade; adenylate cyclase-activating adrenergic receptor signaling pathway. Gene Ontology annotation, molecular function: G protein-coupled receptor activity. Lineage: Eukaryota; Metazoa; Arthropoda; Insecta; Lepidoptera; Bombycidae. Gene Ontology annotation, cellular component: plasma membrane. The record is from RefSeq and is a predicted model, not a curated record.
AUGCAAAGUGUGUUGACGCUCCACCCUCGCGGUGACAUGACGAGCUCGUGGUGGGCGGCUGCGGCAGCUAUGGCCGCGGUGACUUUCUUCACGGUCGGUGGGAACGCUGCUGUGCUGGUGGCGCUGAAGAGAGUUAAUCGCGCCCCAGCACACUAUCCCUUGGCGAGCUUAGCGACCGCAGACUUGCUUCUCGGUCUACUAGUGCUGCCAAUAGCAGCCGCCAGGGAAUUGUUCGUCUUUCAUUUGAACUGGGCAAUAUGUUCCUGUUGGAGCACCUUGGAUGUCCUAUGCUGCACCGCCUCUAUCCUCUCCAUCUGCACCCUAGGGUGGGAGAGAUUCUGCGGCAUCACCGCUCCGUUAGCUCGUGCACAGAGAGCAAAGACCGCUAGACUCUUGGCUGCACUGAUCUGGCCCGUGGCGACAACAAUCGCUAUACCGACUGCCUUCAUUCCUUCGCCGAAGCAUUUUCUACCUGGAGAAAUAGCUAAGGCUUGUACUGUUAACACUAAUUCUAGUUACGUAUUCGUCAGUAUUUUCUUUUCGUUUUAUCUUCCCGCAAGUGUGAUGGUUGUUCUUUAUGCCCGGAUACUGCGAGCUCUGGCGGCACCGCCCUCAAUCAGGUUCCAUCGUGGCCAGGUCACAAACAAUGUUGAAAAAGUCAUCCCCGAUGCUGUCGUGGUAAAUGUGGACAGCGUUACUCCUGCAGAUGAAUCACAAGAGAAUCAUAAAGUACCCAAGAGCAUAGUGGUACCACCUUCUCCAAAAACCGGCCAUUUCAUGAUACCCUCGUCGGAAACGGUACGUGCCAUAACUUCUCCUUUAAAGAGACUCAAAUUUCCGGUCGCGGGUAUAAUAUCGCGCCAACGUCGUGCCACCCGGACCAUCGUGAUGCUGAUGUCACUGUUCCUACUGUGCUGGACGCCGUUCUUCGUGAUGCUUCCCGUAGAUUCUAUAUGCGAGUGCGUCAGAGAUGCCGCGUGGUUGUGGUGCACUUGGCUUGGGUACACGAACUCGGCUCUCAAUCCGCUGGUCUACGCGGCCUCCUCCCCGGCGGUCAGUCGGGCCCUCCACGCCUCCCUCACCACCACUACAUGCACCAGAACUACGGAUGUUACUCGUACUCCUUUACCGAGAAGAACAUGA